AUGAAGUCUCCUAUCCCUGACUAUCUUCGCCAGGUAUUGGAAAAGGCCCGCCCGGAGGAGUCCGGAAACCUUGCCAGCUAUAUCGAUGUGCUGGCGAAAGCGGACCCCUCUAAAAUGGCCGUAGCGCUGUCGACGGUAGACGGGAAUCUAUACUCGGCCGGGGACGACGAGGUCGAGUUCUCGAUCCAGUCAAUUUCCAAAGCCUUCGUUUAUGCCCUGGCCAUUGAGGAUGCUGGACUGCCACGUGUCUUGGAAAAGGUCGGGGUGGAACCAUCGGGCGACGCAUUCAACAAGCUGUCGUUGCAACCUGGUACAAACCGACCAAUGAACCCCAUGAUCAAUGCCGGUGCUAUCGCCUCCCACACCAUGGUGGUGGGCGAGAAUGCCACAGCAGAGCAGCGGGUGGAUCGCAUAUUGAAGGCAUUGUCCAAACUGGCAGGUCGGGAGCUGCAAGUAGAUGAGGAAGUCUACGAGGCUGAACUUAAGGACGCCAAUCGAAAUAUCGCCAUCUGCUACAUGCUCAAGGCAGCAGGCAUCAUUUCGUGUGAUCCACAAGAGGCUGCCCGCGGGUACAUCCGCCAAUGCUCUAUCAAAACCAAUGUGCGCGACCUCGCUAUAAUGGCAGCAACGCUUGGCAAUGCCGGCGUACAUCCUAUCACCGGAGAGGAGAUUAUGCCCCACGAAAGCGCCCGCCAAGUCCUCUCCGUCAUGACUACCUGUGGCAUGUACGAUUCCUCUGGGGCCUGGGUAUCCAGGGUUGGCAUGCCCGCCAAGAGUGGCGUGGCCGGCGGUAUCAUCGGCGCCCUGCCCGGCCAAGUGGGCAUUGCCGUCUUCUCUCCGAAACUAGACGAGCGUGGCAACAGUGUCCGAGGGGUCAAAAUGUUUGAGCAGCUCUCAUCCGACAUGGGCCUACACAUGAUGGACAGCAGCCAGGUUGGAAGAGCCACCGUGCGUACAUGGACCAUGACCAUAGCCGGCGGCGCCGAUCAACCCCACGAGUGCGAGCAGGAGGUGCCCGUCUUUGGUCUGCGAGGCGCAGUCCGUUUCGCAGGUUCUGAACGCCUUACUCGCGCUAUUGUGCGCGACCUCACCCCUCCGACCUCUGCCAACCCCGAGUAUGGGCGAUACAGUAAUGCUUGUGCCGUUAUCUUCUCGUUCAAAGACACUUAUUCCCUAAACUAUGUCGCCCAGCGAAUCAUUAGUGAGGAUAUCCGCCGCCUUCUUGAGGCAGGUAGAAAAGUGGUGGUGAUAGACCCUGCCAACGUCCUAAAGAUUGACGGCUGCCCUGCUUUUAACGCGAUAUCUCCUCACGUGGUCAGUGAUGAAGCUGAGGCGCGCCAUUAUAUCGGUGGUCAAGGCUGCAGAGCCGUAGCUAUUAGUGAGGAUAGGUGA
Aspergillus nomiae NRRL 13137 is the source of this 1392-nucleotide messenger RNA. Its product is annotated as glutaminase. Bases 1 to 1392 code for a protein of 463 amino acids. Gene Ontology annotation, molecular function: glutaminase activity. Lineage: Eukaryota; Fungi; Ascomycota; Eurotiomycetes; Eurotiales; Aspergillaceae. The transcript has a single exon. Gene Ontology annotation, biological process: L-glutamine catabolic process. The record is from RefSeq and is a predicted model, not a curated record.